AUGGAUGGAAUAUCGAAAAAAGAUAUGAUUGUAUUAAUGGGUGAUUUUAACGCACGUGUUAGUAAACCUCAGCAUCCUACGGCAUUUCGCACUGUUGGACCAUUUGUGGUGGAUGUGCAAAAUGAAAACGAUGGAAGAUUGAAAUGUACCCCAAUUAAUAUCACCAUUAUCGCCAUGUAUGUACCAGUUAAUCCACCAAACAAAACAAUGGCUGAUAACAGUGAAAAAUUUUAUACGGAUUUACAAGAGACAAUGGAUGGAAUAUCGAAAAAAGAUAUGAUUAUAUUAAUGGGUGAUUUUAACGCACGUGUUAGUCAACCUCAGCAUCCUACGGCAUUUCGCACUGUUGGACCAUUUGUGGUGGAUGUGCAAAAUGAAAACGGUGGAAGAUUAUUAAAUGCAAAUGCUGUUGCUACACAGAAUUGUACAAAAGUAGAUUAUGAUGUUACCACAUUGGGAGCACGUCAACAAACACAAAAACGUACAUUAGCCACUGUAGUCGCAACAACAAUAACUUCAACUGCUUCUUCCUUAUCUUCUAAUCGUCAUAGUACAGGCAGUGAAGAUUCAGUAAAUACAGGUUCACAACACAGUUCAUUAACAGCAGCAACAACACGUUUAACUCCUAUGCCCGAUCGUCUUCGAGUUAGAACAAAUGUUAAUGCUGCUGCUUCUUCAUCCUCAUCAUUAUCCCAGCCUGUCGUUGCUUCAAGACUAAUUAAAUCAAAAACCAGAGUUUCUGUUGCUAAAAAACGUGGUCGUAUAUCAGAAAAUGAAGAGAAUGAUGAAAAUAACGAUGAUACAUCUGUCUUGCAUGAUGCUGCUGCAUCAAGAAAUGGUCAAUCGAUGAAAGCUGUUUCUUACAUUGAUAUGAUGAUGAUGACGCGUAGUGGAACUCUAGCUGCAGCAGCAACAGAUGUAGUUACAUUAUCAAAUUCUAAGAGUUCACAUCCUACGUCUAGCCGUCGUCCACGUUCACAAGUAACCAAAAAAAUAUUUAAUAAGAAUAACAAUGUUAGUGGUGCACAUUUGUUUGCUCGUUCAAACUCAACUACUGGUUCACGUUCUCCGUCAUCCGAUUCUUCAUCUUGGUCAUCUACUAACUCAUCACACUCAUCAUCUAGCUAG
Molecule: messenger RNA, 1128 nt
Organism: Rotaria sp. Silwood2
Lineage: Eukaryota; Metazoa; Rotifera; Eurotatoria; Philodinida; Philodinidae
Source: the annotation of a GenBank genome assembly